Molecule: messenger RNA, 1223 nt
Organism: Carica papaya (papaya)
Lineage: Eukaryota; Viridiplantae; Streptophyta; Magnoliopsida; Brassicales; Caricaceae
Source: RefSeq, a predicted model, not a curated record
UGUGGGUUGAAGGAAUGUGUAUAUUCUGUGGUAACUAUGUUGAGUAUUAUCCAAUAAAUUUUUUAUCAAUGAUAAAAAAUGUGAAUGUGUUAACUAUUAUACAAUAAAUUGUUUAUCAAUGAUCAAAUAAUACGAACUUCCACUUUCCAUUGUCACAAAUUGGAUAUCAUCGGAUUGCUAACCCUUUGGUAUUAUGUUCCCAUCAACAUUUUCAUUUAUUUUAUCUAUUGUUUACUUGGGGUCAUCAAUUUUGUGCCAUUGGUUAUCUCCAGUUUAAGAUUCCACUAUUUAAAAAUUGUUAUUCCAAAUUAUAUUGAACGCAAUUGGCUAGAUCUCUCUGUGCUUUUAUCAUAUGGUGUCAGUUAAAUAACCCCUUCAAUUGCUUCUGCUAGGCUGGAAAAGGUGGAGAACUAACUCAUGAUGAGACGACAAUUAUUGCUGGAGCACUUGAACUCACGGAGAAAACUGCUAGUGAUGCAAUGACUCCUAUAUCUGAUACUUUUGCUAUUGACGUUAAUGCUCGGUUGAACAGGGAUUUAAUGAACUUAAUAUUGGAGAAAGGGCAUAGCAGAGUGCCAGUUUAUUAUGAGCAACCUACAAAUAUAAUUGGAGUUAUUCUGGUGAAGAAUUUAUUGACAAUUCAUCCAGAAGAUGAAGUGCCUGUAAAGAGUGUAACUAUCCGCAGGAUUCCUAGAGUUCAAGAAAACUUGCCAUUAUAUGACAUAUUGAAUGAGUUCCAGAAAGGACAUAGCCACAUGGCUGUUGUAGUCAGACAAUGUGAAAAGAUGAAUCAGCAGCCUGCCAAUAAUACUGCUGACUAUACAGUUAGGGAUGUGAAAAUUGACCUUGAUGGUGAAAAGCCCACACAAGAGAGAAUUUUGAAAAGCAAGAGGUCGCUUCAGAAGUGGAAGAGCUUUCCGAACACUGGAAACAACUUAUCUAGAGGAGGUUCCAGGAGCAAGAAGUGGACAAAGGACAUUGAUGCAGACAUUCUGAACUUAAAUGGAACUCCACUGCCAAAGUUACCCGAAGAAAGAGAAGCUGUUGGCAUCCUAACCAUGGAAGAUGUCAUUGAAGAGCUUUUACAGGAGGAGAUUUUUGACGAAACCGAUCAUCAUUUUGAAGAAUCAUGAGAACCCUUUUUUGCUGACGCGUAGAAUAUACUCAAAGUAUGGAUGAUAGGAGGAAACUCUGAAAUUUGUUUUGGCAGUUCAAGAUUAUCA